UAAUUACAAUUUUAUUAAAAACACAAGAGAUGUCAAAAUUGUGUAUGUCUGCGGGAUGGCAUGUGCUGGAACAAUUUUGAACAAUAGACACAACAUCGCACUUUUUAAAAAACGAAAGAAAAUGGCCUCUGGCUACCAAUUGCGUAGCCUGACUGCAGUUGCAGAGCAUUUGGAUCGCAGAAAAAGAAAUUGGACACAUGAUCGACCGUCAGCUGACGAGACAGAUUACGAGGAAGAGCUAACUGAUACGGAAUCGGAGGAGGACGCUGAUGAUCCAGCAUUUGAACCAAGUUCUGCUGCUGGUUGCAUUUAUUUGGUUGCUGGACAGAAAGACAAAAACUGUUUGUGAACGGUGUAAGCAGGCAGUUUGUGAGAAGCACAGGGCUGUCCUGUGUUCUAAUUGA
This is a messenger RNA of Belonocnema kinseyi, 404 nucleotides long. RefSeq lists its product as uncharacterized. The transcript has 2 exons. Lineage: Eukaryota; Metazoa; Arthropoda; Insecta; Hymenoptera; Cynipidae. The coding region runs from base 56 to 349 and encodes 97 amino acids. The record is from RefSeq and is a predicted model, not a curated record.